Prunus armeniaca (apricot) is the source of this 573-nucleotide messenger RNA. The record is from the annotation of a GenBank genome assembly. Lineage: Eukaryota; Viridiplantae; Streptophyta; Magnoliopsida; Rosales; Rosaceae.
AUGAGCCCAGGUCCCUACCUAGGCCCAAGUCACUCAUACGAGAAGGAUACGUGGUUUACAUUUGGCGCUGUCUGUGGGAACACUUCUUUACAAAUAGAAGCUGCAUCCCCUCAUCCAUCUAAGCAUCGACACGAGCGAAACCAAGCCAUGUUGGGAAAUCAACACCUCAGGAAGAAGGCCUUCUCAAGUACAGCAGGGAGAAAUGCCCAUAGGCGAAGGAAAGAGAGCAACAGCCUUCUCGUGCAAAAUGAGAUACUACAAGAAAACCAAGCCAAGCAAGAGGAUCAGGAGCAUGUGCAGCAGGAACUCGAGCCGACCAGCACCAAAGAUACAGAUGGAGCCUUGUCCUCUUCAACAGUAGUUGAGACACCAAGGCGGAGAGUGGCCGAUGCAAGAAACACGCUGAUAGAUAAGAAGGCCUGGCGAGAGCACAACAAACGCCUAAUGGAAGACCUCCAUAAAGGGAAAAAUCAGAUCGACUUGAAGGAGGAAGAGGAAAAGGAAGAAGUUGACGGCAUCACCUCCAAACUCAGAGACUUGGUGGGAUCGGCUCGGGCAAGUCGAGAAAUCUAA